UUAGUCUUUCCCACCUCCUUUCAGUUCGAGUCGUGAGAAACAAAUCCUUUUACUGGUCGUUGCUUUCGUGCCCUACACUUACAGGGCAUUAGAAGAGGCAGUUCUUCGUGGAAUGCGCUUCUUCUUCCGCUGAGCGAUAAUUUCUCUGGAUUUCUGUAUUUUGAGUGCUCUUUAUCUCUCUACAUCUCUCGCUUACAGGAGAAAGUGCUCGCCCCUUUUUUGGGAGUCAAUACCGUACGUUUUCGGCGCAGCGGCGAGGGAUCUACCUGUACUUGAGAGCUCGAAAAUGACGGUCACACCGAUGAUCUCCAUCAGCAAUGGGAACCUUGUGGUUCAUGGGAAGACAAUACUGACCGGAGUGCCUGAUAAUAUUGUGCUGACUCCGGGUUCAGGUUUGGGGCUUGUCGCUGGUGCUUUCAUUGGUGCCACGGCUCCCCAUAGCAAAAGCCUCCAUGUGUUUCCUAUGGGUGCUUUAGAGGGUCUCCGAUUCAUGUGUUGUUUCCGAUUCAAGCUGUGGUGGAUGACUCAAAGAAUGGGGACAUGUGGGAGAGACGUUCCUCUUGAGACUCAAUUCAUGCUUGUAGAAAGCAAAGAUGAAACCGAGGGAGGCAAUCAAGAUGACACCCCAACGAUAUACACAGUCUUCCUCCCACUCCUUGAAGGCCAGUUCCGUGCUGCUCUGCAGGGCAACGACAAGAAUGAGAUUGAGAUUUGCAUCGAGAGUGGAGAUACUGCUGUUGAGACAAAUCAAGGCCUUCACCUGGUAUACAUGCAUGCUGGAACUAAUCCCUUUGAAGUAAUCACCCAGGCUGUAAAGGCUCUUGAAAAACACAUGCAAACUUUUCUUCAUCGAGAGAAGAAAAAGUCGCCUUCUUUCCUUGACUGGUUUGGCUGGUGCACUUGGGAUGCUUUCUAUACUGAUGUCACUGCUGAGGGUGUUGAAGAAGGGCUUAAAAGUUUAACCAAAGGAGGGACGCCUCCAAGAUUCCUAAUCAUAGAUGAUGGCUGGCAACAGAUUGAAAAUAAACCCAAGGAUGCUGAUACCGUCGUACAAGAAGGAGCACAGUUUGCAAGUAGGCUGACUGGAAUAAAGGAGAAUGGAAAAUUCCAAAAGAAUGGCCAGAGCAAUGAACAGGUCUCAGGCUUGAAGCAAGUUGUAGAUGAAUCCAAGCAACAUCACAAUGUCAAAUAUGUGUACGUCUGGCAUGCUCUGGCUGGUUACUGGGGUGGGGUGAAGCCAGCAGCUUCUGGUAUGGAGCACUACGACACUACUCUCGCAUACCCAGUGCAGUCCCCUGGUGUACUAGGCAACCAACCGGACAUAGUCAUGGACAGUCUGGCUGUUCAUGGCUUGGGACUGGUGCAUCCGAAGAAGGUUUUCAACUUCUAUAAUGAGCUUCAUGCUUACUUGGCUUCAUGUGGGAUAGAUGGAGUAAAAGUUGACGUGCAAAGCAUUAUUGAGACUCUUGGUGCUGGCCACGGUGGCAGAGUUUCUCUUACACGUAGCUACCACCAGGCCCUUGAGGCGUCAAUUGGUCGAAACUUCCCCGACAAUGGAUGCAUUGCUUGCAUGUGUCACAACAACGAUGGGAUCUACAGUGCGAAGCAGACUGCUAUUGUGCGAGCUUCCGAUGACUUCUACCCUCGGGACCCUGCUUCCCAUACCAUCCAUAUUUCUUCUGUUGCUUACAAUUCCCUCUUCCUCGGAGAAUUUAUGCAACCUGACUGGGAUAUGUUCCAUAGUCUACACCCAGCAGCAGAUUAUCAUGGUGCAGCUCGUGCUAUUGGUGGAUGCCCUAUCUAUGUUAGUGAUAAACCUGGCAAUCACAACUUUGAACUUCUGAAGAAACUGGUCCUCCCUGAUGGUUCAGUUCUCCGUGCCCAGCUACCUGGUAGACCCACCCGCGACUGUCUCUUUGCUGAUCCAGCUAGAGAUGGGACCAGCUUGCUCAAAGUAUGGAAUGUGAACAAAUGUUCCGGAGUAGUUGGCGUGUUCAACUGCCAAGGAGCUGGAUGGUGCAAGAUUGAGAAGAAGACCCGCAUCCAUGAUACAUCUCCUGGAACCCUUACUGGUUUUAUCCGAGCUGCUGAUGUUGAACUCAUGGCUCAAGUUGCUGGUGCCAAUUGGAAUGGGGAGACACUAGUUUAUGCCCAUAGAUCAGGAGAAGUGGUUCGGUUUCCAAAAGAUGCUUCAGUGCCGGUGACACUCAAAGUUCUUGAGUAUGAACUUUUCCACUUCUGUCCGCUUAAGGAAAUCACAUCCAGCAUUUCAUUUGCUUCAAUAGGCCUGCUGGACAUGUUCAACAGUGGUGGUGCUGUGGAGCAGAUUGAGGUCCAUAUGACUUCGGACGGGAAACCUGAGCUAUUUGAUGGUGAAGUGUCCUCAGAGCUGACCACUUCUCUCAGUGAGAACCGAUCUCCAACUGCAACAAUUGCCGUCAAAGUUCGGGGAUGUGGACGGUUUGGUGCUUACUCUUCCCAGCGUCCAUUGAAGUGCACAGUCGGCAAUGAAGAGACCAAUUUCAACUAUGACGAUGCCACCGGCUUGGUUAUCUUUAACAUACCAGUCCCAAAAGAAGAGAUUUACAGAUGGUCUCUAGAGAUCCAAGUCUAAGUGGUUCAAUAUUAUGAUAUGUCAAUUAGAGCCCUACCCAUUAUUUUGAGAGCGGAGCCAGGGUUAGUAGGGCUUAGGGUUCAGGCACGAGUUUGCUGGUGAAAGUAUACUGCAGAGAGGGAGAGCUUUUGCAGUGGAAUAACUCGGGCGAUCUAUGUUUGUUGUUCUCUUUAAUAAAGAUCUUAUAUUUUUAAUAUCCUCUAAUGGUAGUGGAUAAAGCAGUUGUACCCAAAUGUAUCUUCAUGCAAGGCAGUGAUUCACCUCUCAAAACAUGUCA
Molecule: messenger RNA, 2891 nt
Organism: Juglans microcarpa x Juglans regia
Lineage: Eukaryota; Viridiplantae; Streptophyta; Magnoliopsida; Fagales; Juglandaceae
Product: probable galactinol--sucrose galactosyltransferase 2
Exons: 14
Coding region: 287-2614 (775 amino acids)
Molecular function (GO): raffinose alpha-galactosidase activity
Source: RefSeq, a predicted model, not a curated record